This is a messenger RNA of Rhea pennata, 5991 nucleotides long. RefSeq names its product alpha kinase 2 (gene ALPK2). The transcript is spliced from 10 exons. Gene Ontology annotation, biological process: protein phosphorylation. Bases 119 to 5590 code for a protein of 1823 amino acids. Gene Ontology annotation, molecular function: protein serine/threonine kinase activity; ATP binding. Lineage: Eukaryota; Metazoa; Chordata; Aves; Rheiformes; Rheidae. The record is from RefSeq and is a predicted model, not a curated record.
UGAGGGUUACUCCAUCUUAAUUUCACCAGAUUCUGACCCUUCAAAAAGCAGUGAUUUAUUGCUUGAGAAGAUUAGAAAACCAGAAGUAUUUUCCUCAUGUGAGAAAUCCUAUGGAAGUAUGCCUAACAUGGAUAACAAUAGGGAUGUAAAAAACAUAUUUAAAACCCAGGAAAAUACUUCCUGCCUAAGGGAUGUGUCAGAGAAUGGUGGUGGUCUAAUUCAUUUUAACACAACAGUUAGUGUCACUGCUGGAAAAGCAACAAAAUACUGCGGCAGACAGGUGCAUUCCAGCCCCACAGAUCUGAUCACUUAUCACACUGACAACUGUUGCCUUAACACAGGAGACACUUUUUCUAGUCAGUCUGUGGAAGUUGCCCUCACAUGUGAGAACAAUGAGCAGGGUAAACCUCUAACCAUGAAUACUCUGUUCAAUGAGCAGGCAGAUAUUCCUGUAGUAAAUCACCAUUAUUUUGUAAAAGAAGAUUCUGAAAAUUCUGGCACUCUUCUGGAGAUUCAUCCAAAGAAAAGUCUAAGCAUAAAUGAUGACUCUUCUGAUGAUGACCUAGGGCAUUUUGAAUGUUCAGAUGUGCUGACAAUCCAUGAAAAUGAAAUCUGGGAAAAGAAAUUGCAGUUUUUAUUAGAAAGUGAUGAUGAAGAUGAUUUAAAACUGAGUAAGGAUUGUGAUGGGUGUGCUUACUUCCUCAGUGAAAUGCCUUGUCUGUUUCAAGUGUCAGAUAACACUGUGCCUAUGGAUAUCACCAUUGGCUUCUGUGGUCAUCACUCAAAAUUCAAAGGAGUAAAUGUAAGGAGAGAUCCCUCUACCAGCCAGUCAACUUUGCAGUCAGAGAUGACUCUCACUGUUGGACACCACCAAGGUAAAACUACCAGUCGCCAAGAUAAAACUACCAGUUUGAAAGACAAAGAGAAGUAUAAACUGCCUGUUGCUUCUACAGCCAUUGGAAAUGACUAUCCCAGAAUUGAAGAAGAAAGUAAUGGAAGUGGUCACUCAGCUGCAGAUUUCUCAGUUGACAAAUCACAGGACGUGGAUAAUGUACUUGCAAAGGCGGACUCCUCAACUAGUCAUAUAGGUGCUUCUUUGACAGAUCAGGCUUCAGAGAUAAUGUCAGAAAAUAAUAUGGACAAAGACUUACCAGGUGACAGCUCAUUGCAACUAGAGGAGGGAAGAAGAAAUCUGUCAGAGGAAAAGUCAAGGCUUGCUGUCUGUACCUUAACAGAAAAUCUAAGAAGAAACCUUUUAAAAUUAUUAAACCCUAAGGAGCUUUGCAGAUAUGUAAGUAAUAUAGGACAAUCUUUUCAGACUGCAGCUGAGGUUGGACAAUCCAGUACUCUGUUUCCCUGUCAGGAUGGUGUCAUUUCAACACAAAUCCAUGAGGAGACAGAAAGCCUGCAAAUGCAGGCUGGUUUGUGUCAAACACAAGAGGCAGAUAAAGACUGUCAUUGGGAAUGGAAAAGGACUUGGGGCCUGUCGGAGCAAAAUCAGGUGCCAGAUGAAAGUGUCUCACAAAGGGCUCAAGAUGCCAGUCAUAAUAACUUCACAGAGAAUUAUGACAGACGAUGUGUGGAACCUGAAACAGAGAGGAAAGGUAUCUUCUUGACUUGUGAGAGUGCAAUCACCACUGAUCCCGCAUCAAAAAUGCUGUGUUCUGAAAGGACAUUACAAGCAAAAAGUGCAACUUUACAAACCUGUUCUCAACACCAUGCUCCAUGUGAUAAGAGUGAAAGACAUCAGCAGCAAUUCUUCUGGGAACAAGGAACUAAUAUUAUUAACAAUGGCAACCAAUCAAAGAAUGACAUUUCAACUUGUUUCUUAUGGGAUACAGACUCUGUUAAUGAUAGGCAAGAACAUUUAUGUGCUCUUCAGUCUCCUGCAAAGCUAUGUGAUGAGCCAAGGGAGAGAGGGCAAAAGUAUAGUUUUGACUCGCAUGAUAGCAGUGACACAGAUACUGUCUGUGGUGUGUCAUGUGGUGAAUAUCUGUUUGAAGCUAGUGGCAAGACAGUCCAGGAAUCUGGAAAACCUGGGUGCAAAGAAGAUGCUGAUUUAUCAGCAGUGCAUGACAAGCUGUGGAAGCUUCUUCAUGAAGUUGACUCAGACCAUCAGAUCCCAUUUGAAAACCGGGGGAUCACAAGUUUAGAAAUUAGGCCAAUGGACAUCAAAGACACGGAACUGAGCUUUGUACAGGAGGCUUGUCCUGAUCAUCCUUUGUCAAUAAAUUUAAUAGAAGAGGAAGAACCUAUUGUAGAGCUGACUAGUAGACAAAGAGCAGAGAAAGAAGAAUGCAGUGUUUCUAAUAUCCCAUUAAAAAUAAAUGAAGCAUGUAACAGUGCAUCCACAGGAAACAUUUCUCUUACACAGGUGAUAGAAACAGUUGGUAUACAUCAAGGUUUUAGCACUGGAAAUAGAAAAGAAACACCAUCUAGUCAUAUUUCAGCAAAUAUUAUAUUAAAUGUAGAGGAGUGCUUGGAGCAAAAAACAAAUCAAAAGUUAACUGUCGAUAAUGGAUCCAUUCAAAUGACUGCUGUCCAGGAAGGAAAGCUGACUGUUAAUAGUGCUUUCCAAACAUGUGAAGGAGAUUCUCCUCAAAGAUUAAAAAAUGCUCAGAGUAGUAAUUUUGAAGAUGACAAAGAAAACCCAACUUUUAUGUCAGAUAAGUCUAUUGGAAAAUUACUUUAUACUGAUCAGAACAUAUCCUUGAUGAAUGAGACUAUAGCUAAGUAUACAGAUAAAGAUAAUAGUAAACACCGUAAUGUUAGAGACUGUUAUUCAUCAAGAAAAAAAACUGCUUAUUUCCCUGAAGAGAAGGACUUUUUCACCAGGAAUUCCUGUGGUGAAAAUGCCAAUCAAUUUACACAUGAAACACACUUUUCUAUUGAAGCUAUAUCUAAUAGUACUGAAGAGAAUUUUCAGAGAAAAGGAAAUCACUCAGACUUGAAUGCACAGAAUGACAUGAAUUCUGGUCAUUAUCAUCUUUCAAAAAAUGUUUAUGAGGAUUUUCAAGUUGCUUCUAAUGCACAGAAAUGCAGUUACUUAACUCAAUUGCCUAGUUUAAGUAAGACUCCUGAAACCAUGACAUGUAAGAAUCUACCCCAAAAUAUACACCAAGUGACAGAGAUAGAAAAGCAAGAAGAGGCUUUCAUUCCACGUUAUGAGGAUCGAUUUUUAACUGAUUUUUUGGUAGAGGUGCCCAAAUAUGAACAGAGUAAAAUGAGAGAACAGAAAGACAGUGAACAAAGGGCUGAAACGUCCUGCGGCACAGGAGUCAAGCAUGUGUCAGAAAGUCAGCGUGCACUUUCUCCUCAGAGUAUGUCAGAACAACAUGUAUUUUUUCUUGACCACACUUUCGAGUCUCAUGAAAAGUUCAAAACAAAUUCUUCAAAGAAUCACAUGUAUGCAGCUGGGAGUGCAACACCGCUUGGUACCUCACAGCCUGGAAGGGCUCGAAAUGACUACCCCAGCACAGCAGAUGAGGAUUAUAAAAAUACCAUUAAUCAGGUGGAUAUCCAACAACUGGCCAUAAGAGAAACAUUACCAUUCUUUGUACCCACGGGACAGUCAGAGGAUUCUAUUACCAACAUAUCAGCAACGAGAUGUUCCAGCAUAGGAAAUCAAGUACAAACAGAAUCCACACAAACUACAGUCAAAGUGAAUGAAAAAAUGAAUAAAUUAGAAAAAUUUCCCAAAGCAUUGCAGGAUCAGUUCCAUAAGGUACCCCAAAGGAACAAGAAUGAAACAGUAUUGCAGGAGGAAGAAAAAGAAAUUCAAAGAGCUAAGGAAUAUAAUCCAGAUAAAGCUGAAGUAAAACCUCCUCUUCAUGCUUUCUUUAGCUGUGAUGCUCAGGAACAGGUUAUGAAUAGUAGCAUUAAGCAGUCCUGUCUUAACUUGAUCUCCUCUAGCAAGCUAACUGGGGUUGAAAAUUCAAUUAAAUCUACUGAGUCUCCUCAGUCUACUGAUAAAACAGAAAAAAUCUUGGUAUCAGAGAGUGCAGUAAGUGGUUUGGUUCACUUGCCACCAAUUGAUUCAGGGAAUGACCAGUAUUUUCAAGAGCAACCACCUCACAGCACAACUCAGCCCUACUCCUUAGCAUUGACCACAGACAGUGCAUUCCCAGCCAAAGUGGAAAAGCUAAAGAAUCAAGAAGGGUCAGAAUCUUACCAGACAGCAUCAACUGUUGCUGAGCUUGAGCCCAUCAGGCGUAAGCAAGACACAGCAAACAGUGGGCAUUUAGCUACUGGGGCUAAGAAGAAACUACCACCAACAGCAUUCUCAAAGAAACCUCGACUGGAGGAGAGAGGAAAUGUGAGCAAGAAUCCUACCUGUAUUAAAAAGCCUGUGAAAAGUGAGGCAGAUAUGAUUCAUAAAGAAGAUAGAAAAGAGCAGAGCACACUUUCCGAAAAGGAUAGCAAAGCUCCCAAGCUGUUGAAGAAGAUACAAGCAGAGUUAUUCCCCGACUGCUCUGGAAAUGUUAAGUUGUGCUGUCAAUUUGGUGACAUUCAUGGUGAUUCUAUCAUUACAUGGACUAAAGAUUCCAAGUUACUAGCUCGACUGCAGAGAAGUGCCCAGGACGACUCUCCCAUCUCUUUGGCAAUAGCUAAAGCUAGUAACAAGGACCAGGGAAUGUAUUAUUGCUGUUUGAAGAAUAAUUAUGGGAAGGUGACUACUGAGUUUAAUCUGACUUCUGAAGUCUUGGAACAUCUGUCAAGUUUUCAGAAUUUUGAAGGUCUAGAAGAAAUUGAAUUCAUGCAGCUCAUGUUCAGAGAAGAUUUCAUCAGUGAUAGCUAUUUUGGUGGGAACCUGCAUGGAAUAAUUGCUACAGAAGAGCUUCACUUUGGGGAAGGCAUGCACCGGAAAGCAUUCCGCAGCAAAGUGAUGCAAGGCCUGGUGCCGGUGUUUAGUCCUGGCCACCCCUGCGUUCUCAAAGUGCACAGUGCUAUCAUGUAUGGGACCAAGAGCAAGGAUGAUCUAGUUCAAAAGAAUUACAAACUAGCACUGCAGGAAUGCUAUAUCCAAAAUACUGCAAGAGAGUAUGCGAAGAUAUAUGCUGCAGAGGCUGAACCUUUGGAAGGCUUUGGAGAAGUACCAGAGAUCAUUCCUAUUUUUCUUGUUCAUCGCCCUGCAAAUAACAUCCCCUAUGCCACAGUGGAGGAGGAGCUGAUUGGGGAAUUUGUGAAAUACUCUGUCAAGGAUGGCAAGGAAAUCAGUUUCCUGAGAAGAGACUCAGAGGCUGGCCAGAAGUGUUGCACCUUCCAGCACUGGGUGUAUGAGAAGACCAAUGGGAGCUUGCUCGUCACUGACCUGCAAGGUGUAGGAAUGAAGUUAACUGACGUUGGCAUAGCAACAUUGACCAAAGGAUAUAAAGGUUUUAAAGGCAACUGCUCUGUUUCCUUCAUUGAGCAGUUCAGAGUCCUUCACCAGUGCAAUAAAUACUGUGAGAUGCUGGGGUUGAAAUCUCUCCGAUCCACUCAUCAAAAACAGAAGAAACCAACAUCCAUAAAAAGCAAAACUCUGCCAAACUCAACAGCUGUAAAGAAAACAUUCUCCGGUGCCAAAGAAAGCAAGAAAACAGAGACUUAAUUUCUUCGGAACAUUGAGUAACACUGGCCCAACUUGUGAAGACUCCUCUUGAGGACACGUAGUAGUGAUAGGUGCUGAUGACCUGAUGGGGGGGAUAACUUGAGUCCUUUGCCUUAUGACAUUGUUUGGAAGCCAUUCUGAUGCUAAUGCUAGCAGCAAAGAAAGGGGCUGACUCUAGGACCCAGCUAGGUAAGAGUUAAUGCCAAGUUAAGGUUUUGGAGACACACUAAGCCAUCUGCCUGGAUUAUCUUGCAACUCUUCUGUACAUUUAUAUCUGCAUAUUUUGAGUCUUGGACUUUGUGCAUAACACAGGUCACUGGAAAACAUCUUCCCUCAUACGUGUUUAUGCCAGUGGCCCUGUGGGUUCAGCUGCUAUGUAAACAUCAAUAUAUCUAAGAUGC